AUGGUUGUCUAUUCCUUUUACAUAUUCGAUAGGCACACCGAAUGCAUCUAUUCCAAACUCUGGCACCGCAAUAAUGAGCGACCCAUCUCGACCACGACCGCAACGGUGCGACCCAUCUCCGGCUCCAGCAACUCCAGCGCCGUACCUCCCAUCAAUGCGCCAGAACUUGCUGCCCCGAAGAGUCGCCCAGGAAAGUUGAGUGCGCAAGAUGAUGCGAAAUUGAUAUUCGGAACUAUAUUCUCACUGCGCAACAUGGUGAGGAAGUUGGGAGGACCCGAUGAUAGCUUCAUAGCCUUUCGAACCGGACAGUACAAGUUACAUUAUUACGAGACACCGACGAAUAUAAAGUUCGUGAUGCUUACGGACACACAAACUCCAACUAUGAGGCAGGUGCUACAUCAGAUUUAUGUCAAUCUGUAUGUGGAAUUUGGAGUGAGCAAACGAGCCCGUAUGAAAUCACGAAUACAUCCAGUUUUAGGUAAACCAAAUCUCGGCAUGGGUGCUGUCCAAAUUAGUGUGAGAAUCUAA
This is a messenger RNA of Sclerotinia sclerotiorum 1980 UF-70, 528 nucleotides long. RefSeq lists its product as hypothetical. Lineage: Eukaryota; Fungi; Ascomycota; Leotiomycetes; Helotiales; Sclerotiniaceae. Gene Ontology annotation, biological process: endoplasmic reticulum to Golgi vesicle-mediated transport. Gene Ontology annotation, cellular component: TRAPP complex. The transcript has 3 exons. Bases 1 to 528 code for a protein of 175 amino acids. The record is from RefSeq and is a predicted model, not a curated record.